AUGAUAUUCGGCUCCGACUCAGAAUUGUUCAUCAAUGCCAUCCGCGCCACAGUCUUCAACUGCUUUUCGGAGACAUUUGCAGACGCUGCGACCAUGCUGUACGAGGCACGACCCCCGCCAGGUGCGGCAGAUAUUCGUUGCGGCCCGCAGCCAGCUGGAACGUCCUAUCAGCGCCUGUCUUGCGGCGUGAAUGGAGCCGAGGCUGGCAAGGUGGUAGGAGCGUCCAUGCUGAAUGAAGGCAAAGAGUGGCCAUUGCAACGCAAGAAUGCACUUAUGAGAGACGCAUUCUCCUGGAUUUUGUUUAAAAGAGCCUCCAUCAAGGACUCCGAAGCUGUCCCAUUAGAUGGAAUGGGGGCUUUUCCUUGGACCUGGCGUGGUUUGCGGUUGGCCGGGAACGUAACCCCUCAAAUGCCGUUUGGAACAUUCCCGGACUCUGCACUGGACCCCUGGAGACUGAAUUUCGCCCCCUCUAAACCCCUCCAAUGCCGAUCCGCGGGAGUCUUACCGGGGGAACCGAUAUUUCCAUGCAGAGAUGACGGAGGUCUUCUACAAGAGCACUGGGGGAAGACUACUCCUAUGGCAUCCGAGGAGCGAUUUGGUGACAUGCAGGAGAUUGAAGGAACGAUUCUCUGCCUAUGUCGAAUGCGGUGCCGUACUGCAACGGCUCUGUGA
Molecule: messenger RNA, 672 nt
Organism: Aspergillus tanneri
Lineage: Eukaryota; Fungi; Ascomycota; Eurotiomycetes; Eurotiales; Aspergillaceae
Exons: 4
Coding region: 1-672 (223 amino acids)
Source: RefSeq, a predicted model, not a curated record